AUGUACGACGAGGAGCCGCGUGCAAUCUGCAAUCUGCCCCUCAGCGGCACUGUUGGUAUACUUAGCUCAUUGGUGCUGCUCUCGCAAGUGAUCGCCUUAUUUCUCGUCUGCUCCGAUAAUUUCUUCAUUUAUUUCUUCGAACUUCUGAUCGCAUUUGGAAUGGUAUUCUUUCUCUCACAAGGCGUGCGACAACAGAAACCCGGUCAUUUAACUGUUUAUCUGGCAUAUUUGGCCAUCUACGUGUUCAUGAUGCUGUUCAUAAUCUUUGGAAUGCUGGUUGGUUUGAGUUUUUUGCCAAGUUAUAGACAUAAGUACUGUGAUGAUAUCAUGGUGACAAAAACCACGAGUAUGUCGUCGUCCACCACCGCCUCUUCAUUGAAAACCAAUCGAAUAGGUAGGAAUACAUCGAAUGAGAUCGUAAUUGAUCAGUCUGUAGGUUGUAUAAGCUCUAUUCAUUACUUCAUGCGCGAUCAUUCAAUAAUUUAA
Messenger RNA from Cooperia oncophora, 486 nucleotides. NCBI's taxonomy places the organism in Eukaryota, Metazoa, Nematoda, Chromadorea, Rhabditida, Trichostrongylidae. The record is from the annotation of a GenBank genome assembly.